AUGAGCGUCAACACCUCCAUGGCGAGCAUCGAGCACAUGAAGCUGAGCAGCAACAUGACGAACACGAGCAGUCGGAACAGGCACUCACUAGACGGCAAGUCGCUCAACGGGCACGACGUGAUCGUGAGCGUCAGACUGCACAAGCCCAGAGUGCGGCAGAUCAUGGUAAUGAUGGGGAUCAAGGUGCUUCGGACGAUCAGCUCGCAGGUGUGCCGAGAGGUGAACGCGGACGGGUGCACCCUCCCCCAGUGCGCAUUGAAUGUUCUCUGGGCAUGCCAGCCAUAUAUGGAGCCGCAGGCCCGACACGACCUUGGGCGUAUGGACAUCGUCUGCUCCCGCUGCAACGCGCUGCGUUGGCAUGCCGAAAGGGUCGCUUCCAAAUCGACCGCAAACUUCUCUGCAUUCAUAACCUGCUGCAAUCAGGGACAAGUUAGACUUUUGGUCUCGGAUCCACCUCCAGAGUUUAUCAGCAACCUCUUUACCAGUACAGAUGAUCCCCAGGCACAGGAGUUCCAAGAGAAUAUUCGGCAGUACAAUGCAGCACUCGCUUUUACGUCGCUCGGUGUUCAGUUAACGCUGGAGGGAGAGCACAGCCAGUAG
Messenger RNA from Sparassis crispa, 600 nucleotides. RefSeq lists its product as hypothetical. The record is from RefSeq and is a predicted model, not a curated record. The transcript has 2 exons. The coding region runs from base 1 to 600 and encodes 199 amino acids. NCBI's taxonomy places the organism in Eukaryota, Fungi, Basidiomycota, Agaricomycetes, Polyporales, Sparassidaceae.